AAUGCAUUGCGCCUACCCCCGGCUUCCGGAAAGUAUGACCUGGAAGGAGUUUGUUGACGCGCAGUGUUCGAGAGGUUCCAGCGGCCGUUGAACUGAGGAACGGACACCUUGUUCAUGUCAGCUUUUCCCUUCUCUUCACUUGUCUCUUUUGUGACUAUCAACAUCACCAAUGGAUCAUUCAGGACAAACUAAAGAAACAUUUCCCUCUUUUGAUGCAAGACAUAGUGUUAGUAAGAUUCAUUAUCCACAAAAAAAUGCUUAUUCCAGGCUGGUAAAUCAGCAUCGUAGUGGAAGGUUUAGGGCCUAUCUAAACCAAUUUGCUCAGCAAAUCAAUUGCGUAGCCAAAAAUGAUGAAUGUGGAGUUAUUCCUGGGAGUAGUUUGAAUCUUUCAGAAGUAGAAAUGAUGCAACAGAAGGAUGUUAAUAAUGGACAAUAUCUAGGAGAUAAUGCGAAAUGUAGCCUCUCCAUGGACGUUGGCGGCACUGCUCUCUUUGCAAACGUGCCUGUUAGUCUUUUGGAAAAAGUUGGGGAUACCGGUGAGUCCGACAUGCUUGAUUCUUGGAAGAAGAAACAGGGAUUGGUGACCAGAAAGGAAAACAAGCAAAGAGACAUCACCAUCAACCAGGAUGAAGAUAUUGAAUCAGCAAAUGAAGUUACGUUCAAAGAAACUAAGCCUAAACAAGACCAUCCAAAACCAUAUCCAGAUCACCACAAAGAGUUUGUGGGGCUUGAAAUAACAGCAGCAACUGGGGAAAGUGGUCAUUACUGUGAGUCUAUAUUGCCAAGGUAUAAGCCAUCUUUUGACAGUUGUAGUCAGAAUGUUGACCUAGGAAGAACAGAGAGUAAUGUGCAAAUAAUUAAUGAAAUGGAAGUACAGAGCAAUAAGAAAAAGAAAAACAGAAGAAAAAGCAAAGGAAGAAAUGACACAAGCAUGGGUGUAACUCUGUGUUCUGGUGGGCUGUGUGUUGGAGACCAAGUUGCUGCACUUCACGAUUUAGGACCUGCUAUGCUGGAGAAAACCAAUGUCGACCAUUUGCAAAGUGAAGUUGUAGACAGGCGACCUGGUCCAAAAUCUAAGCACAGUCACGAGUCAGUCAAAAGCAAUCAACCCAUUGACAGAAGAAAAAGAUCUGAAUCAUUGGAUGGAACUGAUGAGAUGAAUUUUAAACCUGUGAUCACUAAUGUGGAAAAUCUGGCCAUACGUUCAACUCCGAAUGAUAAACGGAAUCGAAGGAGGUCUGGCCGGGGGAAGAAGAAGAUAUUUGAAAAUUAUUUGUUAAGCAGUGAUGUUUCAGUUGGCUUAAAGAGAGGAGAACUUAUACAGGGUCCACUGAGAGUAAAUCCGAAAAAUUACCAGGAGGCUUUUGUUCCUUCUCCUGAUGGAAACAGAGACAUUUUUAUCAAUGGUAUCAUUUCCCGAAAUAGAGCCUUGAACGGUGACAUAGUGGUGGUAAAGCUCCUGCCUAAAGAGAAGUGGAAGGUUAUCACACCUGAUGGAGAUGGCUCAGAAGCUAAUAUAAUUGCUCAAUCUGGUGUACCUGGUGCAGUUAAUAAUAUAACCUUUGAGGACGUUCCGGCUCAGGAUAGAGUUAAAAUACUCGAAGCCAGUCCCGAUGUAAUUAUUGAGGAGCAAUAUGAUGACAGCCAAGAUGAAAGUGAAAAUGAAUCGAGUGAUUUGCAGAAAAUUGUAGUUGGUAGAAGUAUGAACAAGAUAAAUUUCAGUCCUUCAGAUAACGCUGCUCGUUGUAGUGGAACACAGACGGUUGAGAAGGGUGCUACUAGAAUGCAAACUUCGAAACAAGGAAAACAUUGCAGUCUUGUAAAUGAUUCAAGAAAUCCAGAUCGGUUUCUUCAAAAAACAGGCAAGAGGAAGGAGUGCAUAUUCACAAUUGAUCCAGCCACUGCUAGAGAUUUGGAUGAUGCGCUGUCUUGUCGCAAACUUCCAGAUGGAAACUUUGAAGUUGGAGUGCAUAUUGCAGAUGUGAGUUACUUUGUUCACGAAGGGACUGCUCUUGAUACGAUGGCCAGUAAGAGGGCAACCAGCGUCUACUUGGUUCAGAAGGUUAUCCCAAUGCUUCCUAGGCUUCUCUGUGAAGAGCUCUGCAGCUUGAAUCCAAUGCAGGACAAGCUAGCCUUUUCUGUCGUUUGGAAGUUGACACCUCAAGGAAAGAUCCUCAGUCAGUGGUAUGGUCGAACUAUUAUUCGCUCUUGUGUAAAAUUGAGUUAUAAUCAUGCACAAAGUAUAAUUGAGGAUCCAGAAAAAAUAUUCGCCCCUGAUGAAUUGCCACCUGUUUCACCUGAGCAUUGUGUUACGGACAUAAAAACUGCUGUAAUAAAUCUUCAUAACAUCGCUAAACACCUUCGUAGGCAAAGGUUUGAUGACGGUGCUUUACGAUUGGACCAGUCGAAGAUCGCUUUCACCUUGGAUAUAGAGACAGGAAUGCCUCAAGGAUGUUACAUCUAUCAAUAUAAGGACAGCAAUAAGUAA
Molecule: messenger RNA, 2488 nt
Organism: Rhincodon typus (whale shark)
Lineage: Eukaryota; Metazoa; Chordata; Chondrichthyes; Orectolobiformes; Rhincodontidae
Product: DIS3-like exonuclease 2
Exons: 13
Coding region: 170-2488 (772 amino acids)
Biological process (GO): miRNA catabolic process; mRNA catabolic process
Cellular component (GO): exosome (RNase complex); P-body
Molecular function (GO): 3'-5'-RNA exonuclease activity; RNA binding
Source: RefSeq, a predicted model, not a curated record